GACGCGAAAAUGGCCAGCUGGCCCAAAGAAUCUAAGAUCACUUACAAGCGGUGGCGAAACUCUGAACAGUGGGGUGAGGCAGAUUUUGUGGGCCACACUGAUGAGGUCCAGGGCACGGACGCUGAGAUCUGCACAGUAGCUUCAGCAGGAACUACGCAGUCCACAUCCAGCUCGGGAUCUAAUGAAAAUGGGGAAACCUUUACAGUGGAUGAUGCACUGGAGGCCAUCGGCUUUGGAAAGUUUCAGUGGAAAAUCUCUUUCCUCACUGGACUGUCAUGGGUAGCAGAUGCCAUGGAGAUGAUGAUCCUCAGCAUCCUGGGGCCCCAGCUCCACUGCGAGUGGAGGCUCCCCAGCUAUAAGGUGGCACUUAUAACAUCGGUGGUUUUUGUUGGAAUGGGGAUCAGUUCACCCAUAUGGGGGAAUGUAUCCGACAAGUACGGCAGAAGAGUAGGUCUGAUGACAUGUAUGUGUUGGACUUUGUACUACGGCCUGCUGAGUGCAUUCGCUCCGGGAUACGGCUGGCUCUUGUUCCUGCGAGGCCUCGUAGGCUUUGGGAUCGGCGGAGCUCCUCAGUCGGUGACGCUGUACUCAGAAUUCCUUCCUGUGAAGGCGAGAGGCAUCUGCAUCAUGCUGAUUGCGGCGUUCUGGGCAUUAGGUGCUGUGUUUGAGGUCCUCCUGGCCUUGGUGGUAAUGCCCACUCUGGGCUGGAGGUGGCUGCUCGGCUUUUCCACAAUACCUUUGGCAAUCUUUGUUUGUUUUUGCUUUUGGCUGCCUGAGAGUCCUCGCUUUGAUGUGCUGACGGGAAGAAGAGAAAAAGCCAGGGCAACCUUAACGCGCAUUGCUAAAGAGAAUGGCAAGACCCUGCCUCAAGGGAAGAUGAUCGCUUAUAAUCAGAUUGAACGUGGACGGAUCAAAGAUCUCUUCGCUCCUCAGUACAGGAGGACCACUCUGCUCCUGUGGUUCAUAUGGUUUUCAAAUGCCUUUUCCUAUUAUGGGAUUGUCCUGCUGACAACUGAGCUGUUCCAAGCUGGAGAUUUGUGCGGGAUAACCCGAGGGGCCAAGAUUGAACCGGACUGUAGUCUUGAAUGUAGAUAUUUAACAUCAGCUGACUACAAAGACCUUUUAUGGACAACCUUGGCUGAGUUCCCAGGUCUUUUAGUUGUCCUUCUAUUAGUUGACUAUAUCGGCAGGAAGAAAAGCAUGUCACUGUGUUUCUUCAUGUUUUUCUUGUGCAUUCUGCCGUUAUACGCUUGUGUUGGAAGGAUAGCUCUUACAGUCUUUAUCUUCAUUGCCAGAGCCUUCAUCUCUGGCGGAUACCAAGUUGUUUUUGUUUACACACCAGAAGUGUUCCCUACAGAAAACAGAGCUUUAGCAAUGGGAACUUCCAGUGCCACAGCCAGGUUGGGUGCCCUAAUUACACCCUUCGUGGCACAGGUGUUGCUCAGGAAGUCAGUGUAUUUGACUCUGUCUGUGUACUGCGGCUUCUCUCUGCUGGCCGGCGUUGCAUCCUUGAUCCUGCCCAUCGAAACGUUGGGAAGGAAUCUACAGGAGUCUACUGUUGACCAGGAGGCUGGAGGACAGACAGCCGCCACCACCAGCCAGUCAAAUAGUACAACAGAUUCAGCGGACCAGUGAUGGGCUGAGGCAGGAAAAUAAAAAAGGGGAAUUUAAAAGGAUGUUUUCUCACCUCCCGAGCUCCUGCAGUUGCCUCAGUUGUCAGUCUAAUGAUAGACAGACUCAUCUGAGCAAUGAUGGGUGAAGAACAGCAAGGGACACUCUCAUUACAGACAUGGAGGGAUAGUGAGGUUUGGCCUAAUGAGAGUGGAAGCACACUUGUUGGACUGGAUUGUUUACUCUUUCUUCCGCUCAGGCCAUGAGAAGCAACAGAAUGACAUUUUGAGAAAUUGAGAAAUUUAUUUAAAUGUAAAGGAAAUUUUCUUUCUCAAAAGUUCUCUUUGGACUUUGGUUUUUAUAAAAAUGACUUGUUUAAAGAGAUCACAUUGAGCUAUGGGAAAUCAACUUAAAAAAUUC
Molecule: messenger RNA, 2031 nt
Organism: Archocentrus centrarchus (flier cichlid)
Lineage: Eukaryota; Metazoa; Chordata; Actinopteri; Cichliformes; Cichlidae
Gene: svopb
Product: SV2 related protein b
Exons: 16
Coding region: 10-1635 (541 amino acids)
Biological process (GO): transmembrane transport
Cellular component (GO): membrane
Molecular function (GO): transmembrane transporter activity
Source: RefSeq, a predicted model, not a curated record